UCCACCUACGGCAGUGAUUCUCAGAUGACCAGCCUGCUUGACCAGAUGGACGUCUAUGUUCUGCCCGUCUUUAACAUCGAUGGCUAUGUGUACACUCACACCAACAACAGGAUGUGGAGGAAGACUCGCUCCAAAGGAUCUGGAUCAAGUUGCAUUGGAGCCGAUCCCAACAGGAACUUUGAUGCUGGAUGGUGCA
Messenger RNA from Austrofundulus limnaeus, 196 nucleotides. RefSeq names its product carboxypeptidase B. The record is from RefSeq and is a predicted model, not a curated record. Gene Ontology annotation, biological process: proteolysis. Gene Ontology annotation, molecular function: zinc ion binding; metallocarboxypeptidase activity. Lineage: Eukaryota; Metazoa; Chordata; Actinopteri; Cyprinodontiformes; Rivulidae.